UCCUCUGGUGUGUAUUGACAUGUACUAUGAAGCGAUCAUAAAUUAAAACCAAUCAAAAGGCAAACGAAACUUGUCCAAAAAAUUUCACGAGUAAAGAAAUUACGUCUCUAUAGAGAAUAUAUUACAAUGGUUUUAUUUUUAUCAGUGUUUUCGUUCGCGACUGGUGGAUUUUAAGGUUAAAUUCCCAAUAAUACAAUGAUGACAGACCAAAACAUUUAUAGCAUACAACUAGACCCGGAAACAAAAAUGCAUUGUACAUUGUAUUUGUUCAAAAAUGUAAAAAAUACUGCUGAAGUAAAAAAAAAGGUAAUCUCUGGGGAUCUUGCUUGUUGCUUCUUAAGACCUACAUGCAUAGUAGAUCCAUUUCAAAUAGUAAUAGCCGCCAACAAGGCGGCUAUUAAUGAACAUUGUAAUCAGUUAAUUACAAGGAAUAAAUUUACAGAGACUUUGUUUUAUCUCUCAAUAACUAAAAAUAUAUCCAAAUCACUAUCAGAUUUUGGGAUAAACGACAAUGAUACAAAUAUAUUGGUUGUAGCGAUUCACAAAAUAGACGAUCAAGAAUCUAUCUCAAAAAUGAUUAUUGAUAAUAUAAAAGGAGAAAGAAUAUCGCUAGAAGAGCUGAAAGAAUUAAAUAAUUUGGAACUAGUACAAAAAUAUUAUAAAAUUGAUAAAGAGGAACUAAUUGUAUCUACUUAUACAGAUUCGAUAAUAUCUAGAAUCGCUUGCAAAGACUUUUCUUCAAUGAAAUCAUAACGUUUGAUUAAAAAUAAUUCAUAUAAAAUAAAAAAGAAUAAUAAUAUUAAAAAAAAAAAAAAAGGAAAUACAGAAUGCAAAAUAUUUGGAUUCUUACCAAACCAAAUGAAUAUAUUUUAUUUUAUUCUUUCCAUUUAAGAAAACUAAAUAACUGUAUAAGAACACAAUAAAUACAGAACCUAUCUUGAA
Molecule: messenger RNA, 942 nt
Organism: Polistes canadensis
Lineage: Eukaryota; Metazoa; Arthropoda; Insecta; Hymenoptera; Vespidae
Product: EKC/KEOPS complex subunit TPRKB-like
Exons: 1
Coding region: 196-753 (185 amino acids)
Biological process (GO): tRNA threonylcarbamoyladenosine modification; telomere maintenance via recombination
Cellular component (GO): nucleus; cytosol; EKC/KEOPS complex
Source: RefSeq, a predicted model, not a curated record